CACGGCUUUUAUAAAUACUUCAAAAUUAUCAAUGACGUAUACACAAUACAGUAGCGUCGUGUAGACUUAAAAAAAUGUUAUCCUCAAAAGUUGGAAAAACUACAAAAGUUAUCGUAUGUGGUAUGAAAAGUGUUGGAAAAACUACAAUAUUAGAACAAUUAAUCUAUGGAAAUGUUGAUGAGAAGACUGAAAUUCAUCCAACAAUUGAAGAUAUUUACGUAGCAAAUAUCGAAACAGAUCGUGGCACUAAAGAAAAAGUACGAUUUUAUGACACAGCGGGUUUAGAACAUUCUCAAACAAGUACCGCCUAUGGAUCAACAAAUCAACAAUUACCGAGACAAUAUUUUGGAUUUGCUGACGGUUAUGUUUUAGUUUACGAUACGGAUAAAGCAGAUUCGUUAGAAAUAUUAGUAGCAUUGAAAAAAGAUAUUGAAAAGAAUAAGGAUAAAAAAGAAGUUACGAUUAUUGUUGUAGGUAAUCAAAAAUCAACGAAAAAAUCGGAAAAUGUUACGGUUGAUAUUGAAACUACGGUAAAUAAAGCAAGUGCUUGGUGUGCAAGGGAAAAAAUUCGACAUUUCAUUGUAAAUAGUUAUGUAAGAAAUUCAAUGUAUGAAGCUUUUGUGCAUUUAGCAUCGAAAUUAAAUCCUCCACCAAGCAAAUCAACCUUUCCUCAAUUAUCAAUGGGACGAAAGACUGUUAAAGUUGAAAAUUCAUAAUAUUUAUUACUAUAUUUAUGGAAAUGCAUAAUAUAUUGAUUCAGCUAAUUUUUAAAGCAACUUAUCUGAAUAUAAAGUAAAUAACUACAGUAUUAAUUUAGACUAGGGAAGUACUAUGAU
Messenger RNA from Chrysoperla carnea, 836 nucleotides. It is a transcript of the gene kappaB-Ras, whose product is annotated as NF-kappa-B inhibitor-interacting Ras-like protein. Bases 75 to 716 code for a protein of 213 amino acids. Lineage: Eukaryota; Metazoa; Arthropoda; Insecta; Neuroptera; Chrysopidae. The transcript is spliced from 2 exons. Gene Ontology annotation, molecular function: GTPase activity; GTP binding. Gene Ontology annotation, biological process: canonical NF-kappaB signal transduction. The record is from RefSeq and is a predicted model, not a curated record.